CCUCCUGCUGCAGUCACUCCUACUCUGGACCGGACAACAUGAGUUUCACGGUGGAUCAUCACCUCUUCGGGCCGACCUCGUACCGCAAGGCUCGGCCUGCGUCCGUGUCCUCCAGCGGCUUCCACUCGCAGCGCCGCCGCCUCACGUACAGCCAGCCCUCCACCGCCGAGAGCCUGGACACCUUCAACGGCGACAUGACGCGGAGGAGCGAGAAGGAGAUCCUGCAGGCUCUCAACGACCGCUUCGCCGGCUACAUCGACAAGGUGCGCAACCUCGAGAUGCACAACCGCAACCUGGAGGCAGAGGCGGCGGCGCUGCGACAGAGCCAGGCCGGACGCGCCUCGGUCGGGGAGCAUUAUGAGCGAGAGCUGUGCGACCUGCGGUCUCUGCUGCAGCAGCUGACCGGGGAGAAGACGCGUGCGGCUCUGGAGCACGAGCACCUGGAGGAGGACAUCCAACACCUGCGGGUCAGGCUGGAGGAUGAGGCGCGUAACCGGGAGGAGUUGGACGCCGCCGCCCGCGCCAUGAAGAAGUACGCAGAGGAGUGCCGUCUGGCGCGUCAGGAGCUGGACAAGAAACUCCGCGCCCUGGAGGAAGAGGCCGAGUUCCUGAAGAAGAACCACGAGGAAGAAGUGGCCGAGCUCCUGGCUCAGAUUCAGGGCGCGGAGGUGAGCUUCGACAUGAGAGACGGGCUCAAAGCGGACGUCACCAGCGCACUGCGAGAGAUCCGCUCACAGCUGGACACGCACGCGUCCAAGAGCGCCACGCACGCGGAGGAAUGGUUCAAAGUCCGCAUGGAUCGCCUGUCUGAAACUGCCAGGACUAACCACGAUGCCAUCCGCGGGAGCCAGGAAGAGAUUGCCGAGUACCGCCGCCAGCUCCAGAGCCGCACCAUCGAGCUGGAGACUCUCCGAGGAACCAAGGAGUCACUGGAGAGGCAGCGCAUGGAGAGCGAAGACAGACACCAUGAUGACCUCAACUCGCUACAGGAGACCAUCAAUCAGCUGGAUAAUGAGCUGAAAACCACCAAGUGGGAGAUGGCCGGUCAACUAAAGGACUACCAGGACCUGCUGAAUGUGAAGAUGGCUCUGGAUAUUGAGAUAGCAGCUUACAGGAAAUUACUGGAAGGCGAGGAGAAGCGCUUUGUGUCAGGAGGAGCUCCGUACUCUUACUUUGAAGGCAGAGUCUCUGCUUACCUGAAAGUGAAAGGAGACGAGAUCUCAGACACCGUCAUUGUGGAGGAACAGACUGACGAGACCCAGGUGACAGAGGUCACCGUGGAAGCAGACGAGGAGGAAAAGGACGAAAAGGAGGAGGCAGGGGAGGAAGAAGAGGAAACCAAAGAAGAGGAAGAAGAGGAAGGUCAAGAGGGAGAAGACAAGGAGGAGGAAGAGGGAGAGGAAGAGAAAGAAGAGGAGGGUGAAGGAGAUGAGAAGGCAGAAGAAGAGGAAGCAGAGGACCAAGAAGAGCAGCCCAAAUCCCCGGAAAAGGCUGCAAGCCCUCCGUCAAAAUCCCCACAACCUAAAUCUCCUACUGUUAAAUCACCAGAAUCUAAAUCACCACAAAAGUCACCAGAAUCUAAAUCACCAGCAGCCAAAUCACCUGCAAAGUCGCCUGCAGUUAAAUCCCCUGCAGGAGAUGAUUCAAAGUCACCUGCACCAAAAUCACCCGUGUCAAAAUCCCCACCCAGCAAAUCCCCUGAAUCCAAAUCCCCUGAACCCAAGUCUCCAGUGAAAGAGAAGGCAAAGCCUGUCCCCGCCAAAGAAGAGGAGAAGAAGGAGGAGGAGAAGCCUCAGCCCGUCAAGGAGGAUAACAAGGAGAAAGAACAACCUGUGAAGGAGGAGGAGAAGAAGCAGGAACCAAAGAAGAAAGAGCCAGAGAGCAAAGCAGCAGAGAAGGAAGACAAACCUGACGCAAAGACGGAGAGCAAAGAAGAUAAAGCACCAAAGACAGAUGAUGCUUCAAAACCUGCUGCUCCUACUAAGCCCGCAGAAGAUAAGCCUGCACCAAAGCCCGACGCCAAAGAGAGCACCCAGAAAGAGGAGAAGCCUUCUGCUCCAAAAUCAGAGAAGGCCGAGCCGGAGGCAAAGCCCACUCCUAAGGCCGAGCCUGAGAAAACAGAGGGAAAGAAGGAGGAGAAGAAGCCAGAGGAGAAGAAGCCAGAGGAGAAGCCCGCACCUAAAGCUGAGCCUGAGAAAACAGAGAGCAAGAAAGAGGAGAAGAAACCAGAGGUGAAGAAGCCAGAGGAGAAGCCCGCACCUAAAGCCGAGCCUGAAAAAGCAGAGAGCAAGAAAGAGGAGAAGAAGCCAGAGGAGAAGAAGGACACAAGUAAAGAAGAGAGUAAGGCGGUGAAGGACGAAGGCAAGGCGGAGAAAUCCUCCAGCACCGAGUCAAAGGAGAGCAAGGAGGAGAAGACCAAGAAGUGAAAGCGAGAAGCUGGAAUGGUCGAGAUGCCAAAGGAACUAUAAGGGAAGGCAGGGCCGAGAGGCUGGAGGUAACCAGCCGUUUAGACUGACACUGUAGUGUUCACAUAAAAGCAGGUAACAGUAUGUAAGCAAUAGUGCUUUCUGUAGCAAAUAAUCCCCCUGCGCCCUCAGUAUGGCCAUUACACAUCCCUGAUGCUUCUGACGUAUGACUGUAGUGAAUGCAGAAUGCUCUAAACUCUUCCAUCUGAAUGUGACGAGUGCCCUUGACGAUUAAACAAGUGCAUUUAAACUGAAUCCCACUGACGGGGAUGGCAGGAGCCUGCUGUACCGAUGUCAAAAACACCACCAUGAGUUAAAGAUUGUGACACAUGUUGACUAUAGAAGUGUAUAUUUAAGGAGAUACAAAAUGUCUAUAUUAUAUUUGCACACGCACAUCAGUUUAAGACUUGAAAUUUAUGCUUGUUGUGCACCUUAAUGCAGCUUCUCCUGACACGUGAACUGCACCGUCUCACUCCACUGGUCUGCAAUGCUAAAGACAAAGAUGACUGUGCUCUGUAUAAACUGCUGAGAAUAUGCAACGUGAAACAGUAAAUAAAGAGUGAAAAAUCGA
Molecule: messenger RNA, 3036 nt
Organism: Solea senegalensis (Senegalese sole)
Lineage: Eukaryota; Metazoa; Chordata; Actinopteri; Pleuronectiformes; Soleidae
Product: neurofilament heavy polypeptide-like
Exons: 4
Coding region: 39-2426 (795 amino acids)
Biological process (GO): axon development
Cellular component (GO): neurofilament; axon
Molecular function (GO): structural constituent of postsynaptic intermediate filament cytoskeleton
Source: RefSeq, a predicted model, not a curated record